AUGGCUUCCACCAAGAGAACAGUCAUCGAAAUAUCCUCUGGCAGCGACGAUGAUAACCCUCUCGUGACGCGUCGCAAGAUCCGCCGACGAUCCAAGAUACCAGAGCCGCAGCGGAAAGAAGCAGACAAAGAGUCUACCCAAAGCCAACCGACAUUUGCAGAAUUUCUCUCCCAAACGCUACCAAGCAGGCUAAUCUCCGGUGAUGUCGCAAAUUACAUCCAGCGAGAGUCCAACGUUCGUCUGGAGACUGCAAGGCAAGAAGGGAUUACUCUGGAUACCGUUUUCAUCGGCAUGGACUGUUUGCCAACUUGGAUCGGUAUGCACUGGGAUCCGCAAAGGGAGUCUCUGCAUUGCGCUAUCCAAGAUCGGCUGAUGGAUGUGGAAGUUUCGAGUACACUGGGUGAUGUUCUUCGGAGAGAUCUCAUUGAAAAGGGGAACAGGAAACUCGAAGAGGCUCGUCAACUCGGACUGGGCAUCGAGGACAUCAUGAUUGGGAAGGGGCUCCUGGCGACAUGGGAUACCCUGGCGUCUACCCAAGAGUCAGCUUACGGGCUGGAAACCCCUCCGGGAGAAACGAGCACCGAAACCACUGUUCAAGAUUCAUCAGUCUUCGGUCAAGCAGAAACACCGGAAUCCGAGACCAUUACAAUAUCCACGGCGAGUGGGGCUCCGAAUUCGCCCGAAAUCGUGUACGACUCCUCAAGCACAUACGACAGCUGUUCCGACUUUAGCAGCAGCAGCGGUGGCAACAGUAGCAGCACUGAAGAUGACGAGCAAGUUGACGACGUCAUCCACAUGAACAACGUGGUCAAUACCCAGCCGGAAUAUUCGGAGAGCGACGACGAAGCUCCGCAUAUUCUUCACGAUGUCGAGGUUGUGGGCGGUUUUGAGGGUCACCCGGAUGUCGACUUGGAAGUUUACUUGGUGGAGGACGACGACGAAGUAGAGGACCUUCCGGAACUUGAAUUGGCGAUUGAUGGAGAUGCGUUUAUACAUUAUUUUGGCGAUGAUGGUCUUAUGGAGGUUGAGAUUCCUGGGAUGGAUCUACAGUGCUCGCUUGACGUUCCUCCUGACCAGAGUGAUGAAGGGAACGAUCAUACGGAACGUGGACCGCCCUUGGAGGAAAUCGAGGACGACUCCGAUGAUCAAGUUAUGGAUGAGAAUGAGGAUAAUGAAGCGGAUGAAAAUGAGGGUGGAGAGCAAAUUUCCAUCAUUCAAAUCACCGAGGAUGGUUUCACUUGGUGA
Messenger RNA from Trichoderma aggressivum f. europaeum, 1245 nucleotides. RefSeq lists its product as uncharacterized. NCBI's taxonomy places the organism in Eukaryota, Fungi, Ascomycota, Sordariomycetes, Hypocreales, Hypocreaceae. The record is from RefSeq and is a predicted model, not a curated record. Bases 1 to 1245 code for a protein of 414 amino acids. The transcript has 2 exons.